Messenger RNA from Lathyrus oleraceus (garden pea), 547 nucleotides. RefSeq lists its product as uncharacterized. Bases 1 to 543 code for a protein of 180 amino acids. NCBI's taxonomy places the organism in Eukaryota, Viridiplantae, Streptophyta, Magnoliopsida, Fabales, Fabaceae. The transcript is spliced from 4 exons. The record is from RefSeq and is a predicted model, not a curated record.
AUGGUGCUUGCUGCUUAUCAAGUUUGGUUGAUUAAUCACAGGUAUAGGCAGUAUGGCUUGUGGGAAAGGUAUGCAGAGUUAUAUCCAAAUGAAGAUUUGAUUUAUACUGUUGGUGUUAGUGACUACACAAAAGAUUGGUUAUAUGCACAGGUUACAAGAAAGAAAAAUGAAGAUAUUUAUGAAGGAACUACAUGGCAAAUAAAGUUUAACCUAGAUGACGUGGAAAAAGAUGAAAUAUAUAAAUUGCGAUUGGCUCUUGCAAGUGCAAAUGUCUCUGAAUUACAGGUUCGAGUGAACAGUGUUAAACAAGAUCCUCCAAUAUUUAGUACUGGAGUUAUUGGAAAAGAUUAUGCAAUAGGGAGACAUGGCAUUCAUGGACUUUAUUGGCUAUUCAACAUUGAUGUACCAAGUCUUUUGCUAUUCAAUGGAGAUAAUACUAUUUUUCUAACACAAACUAUGGCUUUUGGUCCUUUGGCACGCUUUCAGGGAAUAAUGUAUGACUAUAUUCGUUUAGAAGGUCCUGAUUCUUGUUCUUCAUAUUAAAAGA